This is a messenger RNA of Colias croceus (clouded yellow), 1095 nucleotides long. RefSeq lists its product as uncharacterized. The record is from RefSeq and is a predicted model, not a curated record. Gene Ontology annotation, cellular component: plasma membrane. The transcript has 4 exons. Gene Ontology annotation, molecular function: olfactory receptor activity; odorant binding. Lineage: Eukaryota; Metazoa; Arthropoda; Insecta; Lepidoptera; Pieridae. The coding region runs from base 1 to 1095 and encodes 364 amino acids. Gene Ontology annotation, biological process: sensory perception of smell; detection of chemical stimulus involved in sensory perception of smell.
AUGACUUCUAGAAUACAACGCAUUAUUGUUACAUUAAAAACGUACGGUGCAGAUCACUGUGACUUAGAGACUAUGUUUUUAAACAUAGGAGCCUUGCUGCGACUGGUCAGCGUUAAUAUUUUCAAAAAUAAUCAAAAACGUAUCCACAUCAUUUCCCACAUUUUUGUCGUCAUUGCUCUCUCUUGCUACAUAAAAAGAAUCCAAACUCUGGUGGACAGCUAUUUACAAUUUGACGCUAUGAAGCCUCCUGGACAAAGCUUUGCUAUUAACCUGAGAGUAAAUUUAAGGAAAAUAAAGAAACGUGUUAUAUUCAUAUGGUCAGCGUUGAUUAUUAACGGUAUAGCAUACAUUGUUAUACCCUUAGUGACACCUGGAAGACACUUCCCAGAAGACUUAUUUGUAGUUUACGGCUUGGAACCAAUGUUUGAAACUCCAAAUUUUGAAAUUGCUAAUUUUAUGAUGAACAUUAGCAUAGUUUUUAGUGUGUUUUCCUUAGCUAAUGUAACGGCACUUAUACUUAUCCUUGUUGGUUAUACUGAAGCACAAAUGUUAACUCUUGGUGAAGAAAUGUUAAAUCUAUGGGACAAAGCUAAUCAAUACACAGAUGCAACAACAAAAAUUGAAAACGUAAAUAUAGAAGAUAUGAAAAAUAUGUUUGUUAAAACCCAGCUUGCGCAAAUAGCUCAUUUACACGUAGUGAAUAUACAAAAUAUAAGAAAGCUAGAGUAUACAUUUCGUUUAUCAAAAGCGUUGGAAUUUUUGAUCGGUAUGAACUCCAUAAUAACUGAACUGCUUGGAGGCAUUGAAAACACAUUCAUACAGAUGCCUUACACGUUUGCAUUAAUUUAUAUAGACUGUGUUGCUGGUCAGAGGUUGAUAGAUGCUUGUGAGGUUUUUGAAGAAGCUGUCUAUAGCUGCAAUUGGGAGAACUUUAACGUUGAAAACAUGAAGACUGUGAGCAUAAUACUGCAGAAUUCUCAAAAAACUUUGACCUUAACGGCUGGUGGCAUAGCAGUCCUGGAUUAUACUUGUAUGGUGUCGUUUUUUAAGUUCUGUUACUCAAUGUAUACUACUUUAAGGAUGGUGGUUGAUUAA